ACGAGACGAGACGGAGAAGCGAAAAGAAAGAUUAUUUCAAGGAUAAACCAUGGUGUGAUCGGAAGGUGUCUGUCUGCUCGGUCAACCUACAGUUUCGAACAAGAGCCUUUUUAUCGCAGUUUCGAAGAGUAAACAAAGCACUCGAGUGCGAGGGAGUCCAGCCGCACGUCCGCAGGUGUACAGCCCCCUCGGACGCAGCCAUAGAAGAUGAACUACAUCGGCAAGGUGCUGAGCAACGUGCGCGAAUUCUACAAUGACAUCAACACGGCCACCCUCACCGGCGCCAUCGACGUCGUCGUCGUCGAGCACCCGGACGGCACCUUCACCUGCUCACCCUUCCACGUGCGCUUCGGCAAAAUGGGUGUUCUCCGCAGCAGGGAAAAAGUGGUGGACAUUGAAGUUAAUGGGGAACCGCUCGAUAUCCACAUGAAGCUCGGAGAGUCGGGCGAGGCGUUUUUCGUCGAAGAACUGUCCAGCUCGGAGCUCGAGUCAUUUCCUUCGUACCUGGCCUGCUCGCCCAUUCCUCUUGAAGGCGAGCAGCUGAUGAUUGAGAAUUUCCACAACAAGAGUCCGAAGCCAAUAUCACCCUUGGCAAUUACUUUGCCGCCGUCUGCAGAGUUGAAAGAUCGGUCCCCUGAGAGAAAAUCCCUCAUUCCUCCUCUGUCGCCACUGCACGAAGCCCAUGAGGCAGCAGGUGGUAAUGCAGCAUCAUCAGGCCCAAAAACAUUCCACGCUGAAAAAGUUGGAGACGAGAACUCGAAGGCUGGAACCGCCGAGUUCAGGCCGAUCCACAAGCUCGGCGAGUCCGCUAGUCAGGAAGAGGAGCAGACGGCUAACGAGCCGAGCAAUGGCCAGUCCAACGGUGGCAGCAAAAAUUCGAGGCGAAAGAGAAGACGCAAGUCUCUUCUGAAGAAGAAGCAACAGCAGAACAUGACAAGCACUGCAUCAAAUCAAGACGAAGGCGAGGUGGACGGCAGUCAGCUGAACCACAGCACCUUGGCACCCACAUCUGCAGCCGAGCAGGCUGAGGAUACGCAGUUUGAGCUUGAGGAUGUCAACCUGCCGACUGAAUCAGAACCUACAGUUUGCACGCAGCAUCUGGGAGGUGUGAUGCUUUCGGGAUAUGGCAACUCGGCCGAAGUGACCUACAGCUUGGAAUGCAGCAAAUGCGCUGAAACGUGCUCAAAACUUGCCGACAGUUCUCUAUCCACAGAUAUUGCGGACGAGAAGCGAAAACCAGCCGAUCUUCACUUCUUCAGUGAUACAGAAGCCACUCCCUGUUGCAGUUUUACUCCAGCGGAUCUAGCUGCUCUUCAGGGCUUAAAUCUCAUCUGCCAGCCUUUCUGGUCAGCUCACAUCGGUCAAACUUCCCCUCAGAUCAAUCAUGGGUCUAGAGCCGGAUCACCUACGCCUCAGUCAGAUUCAGAGCUGGAACUGCGACGUCAGUCGAGUGCCACAGAACCGACGCAGCUUGAAGCUGAACUCCAAGCUGAGCUUGGCGUAGGCGGCAAACAGAGCUGGAAGUGGGGUGAGCUGCCAUCACCACCACUCCAACCACCGCGCAUGCAGUUUGAUGGAUCUUCGGAAAGUCAGGAGUCCAGCCCAGUUGAGGAGCAAGGGACAGCCUUAGACAAAGAAAAUCAGAGGCGCUCCUCAAUGCUGAGUGGUGUGUGGAGUCUGAUGAAGAACCAGAGUCGAAGGGCUUCGCAACAGCAGCAGGCCGAUGGAAUGUACCUUGAGCAGUUUGAUGUCAACAUGGAUCCAGAAGUGGCAGCCCUUUACUUCCCAGCAUCUUACAGACCUGCAGGGAGUGACGACGUCUCGUUGCCAAGUAGGCCUUCCUUGACAGAAGCCACCGUCAAAGAGGAGGACACUGAGUCGGGUAAGGGCCCAUCAAUUCCUCAGUCACCUCACAGCGUGGAAGGUGCCAUUGGCGAGCCAAAGUUUUUGGAUAGUGAUCUAGAAGAUGGAAAAAGUUCCGAUAAGCUAUUUACUGAUCUCGCCCUGUCGCUGUGCGGCCCCCUUGACCUGAGUAACCCACCAAGUGAAGAAGUGUUCUCCAAAGCAAUCGUUAGUCACGAGGAAUUCAAGCAAAACCCAGCCCUGCUAGAAAACCCUGCCCUUGUAGUUCGGUUGAACAACAAGCUGCAGACGUGGCGCGAGGCAGCUCCGGAAGUUAUGUCCCUGCUGCUAUUCCAGCAACCACUGGUCCCUAAGAAGGAGCAGACUCCAGAUAUUCCAGAAAUGUUAGGACCUCUGUCCGUCGGUGAUCAAGCAGAGACCUCCCCUAUCGAAAGCAACUCUCAGUCGACUGCUGACCCAAUUGUUGAAGAGACCCCACGGUAUUCGUGGUUUUCUUGGAGACGCAGCGGAAGUGUGUCUAAGAAAAGUGACAUCAGUCCUCAGCUUCACGAUGUAGCCGCUGGCCGGUUGCCAAGUUAUCGUAGUUCAGACGAAGAAGAGCUAAAUGAGAUUGCCGCCAAGUCCGCGUUGAAAGAAGACACAAUAACAAAAGAGGGUGAAGGUUACAGUGGCUCUAAUUCUUCGGAUGAGUCAGACGGCGCUUCGUCGGCCAACAGAAUUGCUAUUCCUGGUGCUAGGCUACGGCUAGACAAAGAAAACAAAGUUUAUAGAAAAACGCUUCGUCUCUCAUCAGAUCAAAUUGCUAGUUUGCAGUUAAACGAAGGUGCUAACGAGGUGGUAUUCAGUGUGACCACUGCCUACCAGGGCACAACCAGAUGCAAGUGCCACGUCUACCGCUGGAGGUGGGACGACAAGAUUGUAAUCAGUGACAUUGACGGAACAAUCACAAAAUCUGAUGUUUUGGGUCACAUUUUGCCCGUGUUGGGCAAAGACUGGGCGCAGUCUGGAGUUGCACAACUUUUCACCAAGAUUAAAAACAACGGCUACAGGCUACUCUAUCUGUCAGCAAGAGCCAUCGGACAAGCCAGAACAACCAGGGACUACCUGAAGUCCAUCAAGCAAGGAGAUCUUUCUCUACCAGAGGGGCCCCUCCUACUCAACCCAACAAGCUUGAUUAGCGCCCUGCAUAGGGAGGUCAUUGAGAAGAAGCCAGAGGAAUUCAAAAUUUCCUGUCUCAGGGAUGUGCAGGCCUUGUUUCCCUAUGACUGCAAGCCGUUUUACGCUGGAUACGGAAACAAAAUUAACGAUGUAUGGGCUUACCGUGCGGUCGGGAUUCCCAUAUUCAGGAUAUUCACCAUCAACCACAGAGGAGAGCUGAAGCACGAACUCACUCAGACUUUCCAAACUUCUUACAUGGGCCAAAGUGAUGCAGUAGAUGAUAUUUUCCCUAUUAUUACUCACAAAGAACCAAGUUCUGAGUACUCUAACAUGAGCUACAUUGUGGACCAAAUGUUCCCGCCACCAGCGGAAAGUAAGUCGGCCACCGAGGACUUCAACAGCUUUAACUUCUGGCGCGACCCCAUUCCUGAACUUGACCCGAGCAUGAUUCCUGAAACGCCAGUCUCUCCCAAGGGCAGCAAGACCCCUGUCAAGGAGUCCAAAUCUGUUUUGACCAAAUGAGCCAGGAUGUUGUUUGUGCACUGUUGAAUCUGCUGCAUAUUCUCACCCCUUUCGCUCCUUUUGUGUAAGUUGCAGUCAUUUUUUUUUUAUUUAUCUUGCUCUUUAACCGCGUACACCUCUAACUGAGAUGGCAAUAAUGUUGUGGCAUCUUUUAACUGAUUUAAAAUGCAUGGAAUUAUUAAUUUGAUCUGCAAAAUGUGCAGCAAAUGCCUUGGCAGUAUUUCCUUAAUUGCUACAAUACAUAUUCAUAAAAAAGGAUUUCCCCACAGUAGCUCCGCUUAUUUAAAUUCUGAACUCAAAACUUGGAUGUUUUCAUUUCGAUUUUGCUAAGCAAGCGUUGCUUGAUGGGUUGCGUGAGUUGUAAAUUAAUUACGCUCAUAAGCGCUCCGACCCUCCUGUUGUUAUCCCAGAAAAUAUAUAUUCAAAGUUUCAGCUUGUUAAUUUCACUGACACACAGAGAAACGCACGCUAGACAAUUAAGGGUGCGAUGUCACGUUGAUCGAUUUACCAUCAAGGCUCUCAAGUUCUGCCUUGCAUUAUUUUCAAGUUGGUAAAAGUCAAUUUCCUUUUAUGGUAAUUUUGUCAACUUGAGGCGGGUUUCUCUGUUUUAUUGCAUUUGUACUUUGCUCAUAAAAAGUUAACGCGUUCAUAUUUUCCCGACGCCAUAAAGCUGCCAAGAAUAGUUGGAACGCGAAUUUCACGAAAGCUGGUUGAAAAAAGAAGAGCUUCCCACCGAGGUUCUAUCUUUGGCGUAAUAGCGUUUUUAACCGCCGUUGAAAAUUCGUGAUUUACGUUUGCCAAGGUUGAGUCGGAUUGUGAAAUUUGCGGCAUUUGCUGACAUAUUUCAGACAUUUUUGUAAAAUUCGCAGUUGCUAAUUGUAAUAUUUAUAUUUUGGCAGGCAGUGACAGUCCUGUAUCUGAGAUAGAAUAUUGCCAUCCAAUGCUUGAGUAGGGUUGUAGCAGAGCAAGUCACACUAAUGAAAUAUUGGCUUCCGUUAGUCAUUUAUUUUGCUUCCGAUUUAUUUUUGAGCCCACAUUACGGUGGCUCUCACUUUUUUUGUCUUGAAAUUUUAUUUUUUUAUCUUGUUCUCCUUUAUAAUGAUUUAUUAUUUUCCUCUUUACAAAAGCCGCAAUGUGAACAAGAAAAUAUUUUGGAAAGUUUCCAUUUCAAUUGUUUUUUUUUCAAUAAGAAAAUAUUAUAUGUUGGAAUGAGCUUAAGUUGGAUCUCGAUUGUUUGUCUUGUCUUGUAAGAAGGUCAGUCUUUUCAUACUAAUUGUAAGUAAGACUUGUGACCAACUCACUAACCAAGUUAGUUCCUGAAUGCUCCGUGUUUGGGAUCACCUAAAGCAACAUGCCAAUACAAAGUUCAUUUACACUACUUAGUAUUUAUUAUUUACUCUCAAUAAUUCAUUAAAAAAAAUGUGGCAAAAAGUUUCUUGAAACUUCUCGUGUGAAGUUAAAAGUUACGCAAAGACUAUUGAGACUCCGUUAUAAUUAAUUAAAACUUUAUAGGGUUGUAAAAUAUUUUGCUCAUUAAGUUCAUAUCCUUUAUAUCUAUAAUUAAUUUUGUGAAUUACUUGUUGUUGUUAGAUUACGUUAAAAGUUAAAAAGGUUUAAUUCCCUGUGAUUUUUCUAUCAUAACUCGCGGCUUCAGCCCAUUAGAUGUGAAAUUAAAUAUACCCUCAAAUCACACAAUAGUUAUUAAACGCAAAGUUAGCACUAACUUGUGUGUAUUCUAUAUACAUAAUUAAACGCUGCAGACGGCAGAUGUAUAAAAAGACUAACUAUUUGUUCCCAAACUUGAAUCGGUAAAAAUGCGUGAAACAAAAAAUUU
This is a messenger RNA of Neocloeon triangulifer, 5377 nucleotides long. It is a transcript of the gene Lpin, whose product is annotated as phosphatidate phosphatase LPIN3. Gene Ontology annotation, cellular component: nucleus. The coding region runs from base 208 to 3543 and encodes 1111 amino acids. The transcript has 15 exons. Gene Ontology annotation, biological process: cellular response to insulin stimulus; triglyceride biosynthetic process; positive regulation of transcription by RNA polymerase II. Gene Ontology annotation, molecular function: transcription coactivator activity; phosphatidate phosphatase activity. The record is from RefSeq and is a predicted model, not a curated record. Lineage: Eukaryota; Metazoa; Arthropoda; Insecta; Ephemeroptera; Baetidae.